AUGAAGCUGAUUGGUACGGGGGGCGGAGCUUCCUGGUUUAAAGCCAGCAGCAGAGGCUGCUUGAGGAGAGCGGAGCAGGUGUUUCCUCUUUGUGGAGAAGCUCAGGCCAUGUCACGGCAGCUUUUUACCGAUCUGAGGCGCAGUGGGGGGAACUACAUCCCGUCAGGUCGACAGAUCCCCAGAACUCCUCCUCCUGUGACCAUCCACACCACGGCGAUGAAGACUCCCACCGGAGAUCCAGACAGCAGCGAGCACACCAGGACGUGUGAUUUCAGUUGUUCUGCAGUAGAAACAGACGACCCCACCUCCGUGCUGAGAGGAAUGAAGGGCUAUCAGCUGACUCCGGGGGACUUGGAAUUCAUUAAAAAGAUGAAAGAGGAGCAGCUCGUGAAAAAACUGGAGGGAGACCUGACGGAGCUGCAGGAGCUGAUAGAAGUGGAAACGGUGGCCCUGGAGUGGACAGAGGCUUCCCGGCAGAAGGCGCAGGCUGAGCUCCACGCCUUUCCGUCCUGUGAGGAGCUCGCCCAGUGGCUGAAGGUGCUCCUCAGGACGACGUCUCCUCUGGCCGAGCUGACGGACGUGGACACCAGGUGUCUCCUGGCCGCGGUGACAGCCGAGGACGUGCAGAGCGUCAGUGAUGAGAAGAGGACUGAGCUCAGUGAGAUGAAGAAAGUGGUGGCAGACAAAAGACAGAAAGAAGCUGAGCAGAGGAGGCAGCUCGAAAAAGAAACGGCCGCUAAACAACUGAAGAUACUGACGCUGAGGAGGGAGUUGUGUGACCUGAAGUCUGAGCUGGCACAGCAAGAGGAGGCCUUCAAGCUGAAGUCUGGAGCAGCUUCAGAGAAUCCAACCAAGUCUGUUCCAGCAGCCAGAGGGAAGCAGAACAAAGUCCAAGAGCAAGAAUUCAGUUCACAAGAGGCUGAACUCGCUACUAGGGGGGCGAGGAGAAAACCUGCUGGAGCUGCUCAGGCCACAGCUUCACAACCCAAACGUCCAGAGAAAGCAGGAGAAGCUUGGUCCAUGUCCCAGCAGCUGGCGGCACCACGGAGCAGAAAGAAAGCUGCUGCUGGAGAGGAGGCCCAGAACACUGGUCUGAGAAGAUCCAAGAGGAUCGCCACCAGGAGGUACCAGGCAGGCUUUGACUGUAUCGUUGGUGUAGUUUCCAGGCUGCGCCACCAGAGGGAGCCUCAGUGA
Stegastes partitus (bicolor damselfish) is the source of this 1194-nucleotide messenger RNA. NCBI's taxonomy places the organism in Eukaryota, Metazoa, Chordata, Actinopteri, Pomacentridae. The record is from RefSeq and is a predicted model, not a curated record.